UAUUCCAUAAAGUGGCCAUAUCCCUUCUCUCCCUCAAAUUCUGGAGCCUUUUUGCUUUCCUCCGGCGGCCGCAAACUCGCAGGAGAGGAGGCGAGAGAGAGAGAGGGAGGGAGGGAGAGAGUCAUGGCGGAAGGCGAGCAGGCGAUUCCCGUUAACCAGCAAGAACCAGUAGAAACUCUUACGGAAUCAGCUGAACGAGAAAGCAUGACUGGUGCUACUCCAGAGGUGGCUGCAGAGAAUGCUGAACCUGCUGUUGCUCAUGAAAGCAUCGGAAGCUCCGAGCCUGACGAAGGCGAAGAUCAAGAAACUGCUGCUCCAGCGGCAGUCAUCAAGGUUGAGACGGCGCCAGCAGACUUCCGUUUCCCUACGACCAAUCAAACAAGGCAUUGCUUCACCCGGUACAUCGAGUACCAUAGGUGCAUAGAUGCAAAAGGAGAAGGAGCUACUGAAUGCGAUAAGUUUGCAAAGUAUUACCGUUCUCUUUGCCCUGGUGAAUGGAUUGACAGGUGGAACGAGCAAAGAGAAAGUGGUACGUUUCCUGGCCCUCUUUAGGUAGAAGCUGCCACGUCAUGUGGCAUUUAACUUCCUCGCCGUUGCUAGAGAAUGCUUUUCCAGGAUUCCUGCAGAAUCUCUUUGGAGAUAUUAAACUAAUAAUGGUUUGGCCGUCUUGCUGCUGCGCUACGACAGUCUUUUGGUUGCUAAGUAUCGGGAACAAUUAAUAUGAGGAAGAGACGGACGGGCUUACUUUGUGAUUGCGUACUUAUUCUUUUCAUUUGAAUUGAGACAGAUCCUUACUUUGUUGAAAUCUGAAGAUGAUUAUGAAUAUCUGUGUUCCUUUUUGUCAUCGGUAUUAUACAUAAAUCUUUGUAACCCGUUUUCGUCAUAGUGAUUCAACUUUUUCCUCA
Molecule: messenger RNA, 905 nt
Organism: Nymphaea colorata (pocket water lily)
Lineage: Eukaryota; Viridiplantae; Streptophyta; Magnoliopsida; Nymphaeales; Nymphaeaceae
Product: cytochrome c oxidase subunit 6b-3-like
Exons: 5
Coding region: 124-552 (142 amino acids)
Cellular component (GO): respiratory chain complex IV; mitochondrion
Source: RefSeq, a predicted model, not a curated record